Hypanus sabinus (Atlantic stingray) is the source of this 6824-nucleotide messenger RNA. Its product is annotated as paraspeckle component 1-like. NCBI's taxonomy places the organism in Eukaryota, Metazoa, Chordata, Chondrichthyes, Myliobatiformes, Dasyatidae. Gene Ontology annotation, biological process: regulation of DNA-templated transcription. The transcript has 9 exons. Gene Ontology annotation, cellular component: nucleus. Gene Ontology annotation, molecular function: RNA binding. The coding region runs from base 125 to 1666 and encodes 513 amino acids. The record is from RefSeq and is a predicted model, not a curated record.
AGGGCUGCACUCCGGCCGCCAUUUUGAGUUUAUAUGCGGGAAGUCGUGUCGCUUUAUUUCAACUCCGUUAUUAGAUUUUUUGAGUAUUUGGCGGAAUCCUGGUUACAGCCUACGGACAUCAGAGAUGCAGUCGAAUCAAAUUAACCGGAAUUUAAAGCAAGUGAAAUUGGAGAACAGUCGUAUUUCCCCAGUAAAAAGAGACUAUGACACUGCGGAUCUUGAAGAAAUCGUGACAGGCGGAGAAGGUGAACCACUUACAGUGGAUAUUAAAAAUUUUCGCAGGCCAGGAGAAAAGACCUACACUCAAAGGUGCAGACUCUUCGUUGGUAAUUUACCCACUGAUAUAAAGGAAGAGGAUUUCAAGAAAUUAUUCUGGAAGUAUGGGGACCCUUCCGAGGUUUUUAUCAACCGGGAUCGCGGAUUUGGAUUUAUUCGGUUGGAAACCAGGACGUUGGCUGAAAUAGCAAAGGCUGAACUUGAUGGUACAAUGCUGAGGAAUCGACCUCUACGUAUUCGCUUUGCUACUCAUGGAGCGGCUUUGACUGUGCGGAAUCUUUCUCCAGUUGUUUCUAAUGAGUUGUUGGAACAGGCUUUUUCUCAGUUUGGACCUGUAGAAAGAGCAGUAGUUGUUGUUGAUGACCGUGGAAAGCCUACAGGGAAAGGUUAUGUGGAAUUUGCAGCAAAACCUCCUGCUCGUAAAGCACUGGAACGAUGUGCAGAUGGAGCAUUUUUAUUGACAUCUUCCCCACAUCCUGUUAUUGUGGAGCCCAUGGAGCAGUGUGAUGAUGAAGAUGGAUUUCCUGAGAAAUUGCUGCAAAAGAACACACAAUACCAUAAGGAACGGGAGCAGCCACCACGUUUUGCUCAACCUGGGACAUUUGAGUUCGAAUAUGCAUCUCGCUGGAAAGCUCUUGAUGAAAUGGAAAAACAACAACGGGAGCAAGUUGACAGAAAUAUACGAGAAGCAAAACAAAAAUUGGAGGCAGAAAUGGAAGCUGCUCGUCAUGAACAUCAGCUUAUGCUUAUGAGACAAGAUUUGUUGAGGCGUCAGGAGGAGUUAAGGCGUUUGGAAGAAAUGAGAAAUCAAGAGCUGCAGAAAAGAAAACAAAUUGAAAUGAGGCAUGAAGAGGAACGUCGGCGUCGAGAGGAGGAGAUGAUGCGCCAGCGAGAGCAGGAUGAAUUGCGAAGGCAGCAAGAAGGAUUCAAAUCCAACUACAUGGAUAAUAGAGAACAGGAUAUGAGGAUGGGUGAUAUGGGUCCACGUGGAGGAAUUGGCAUGGGAGAUGCGUAUAGCCCAGCUCCUGCUGGCAGUCAAGGGCCUGCUCCACUUAUGGGUAUGAACAUGAACAACCGUGGACCUAUGCCUGGUACUGCAAUGGGACCUGUCCCAGCCAUUGGGCCAGAAGGAGCUGCAAGUAUGGGAACACCCAUGCUGGGAGACAACGGUGGAACAAUGCGCAAUGAUAGAUUUCCUCAAGGAGCUCCUAGUCAAUUAGGUUCUCCUCCUAUGGUUAAUAGGGGAAGCUUAAGCGGAACGCCUGCACCUGAGGCUGCUCCUCAACAACCCAUGGCAGGUGUGGGUGCUGUAAGUGCUGCACCUGGUGGCUUUGGUAGAGGAAAUCAAGUUGGUAACUUUGAUGGAGCUAAUAAACGUCGCAGAUAUUAGACAUUUUGAACUGUAACAAACGUCAUUCCUUUCUGUGACAGUUUAAGAUAUACGGAUAUCUAGUGAUUUAAAACUAUCAGUUGAGUUUUAUCUACUGUUAUUUGACUUUUUUAAUGUGAUGUAAAUCUUUGGAUUUUGUUUCCUUAUAUAUUUUUGUUUGACUCUAUACUGAAGUCUAAAAUGCUUCAGGCUUUAUCUCAUAGAACAACAACCACAUAAAACAUUGCUUUAGCAAGUUGGGCUUACAUUUUGUGUCUGCAGUAUUAGACAUCUUUAUAAUGUGACCAUGCUGUAAAAUCCAUGGAACAAUAAAUAAAACAAAUAAACUAUUUCUUUUGUUAAAAUAAUUGAACACUAGCUAACAUGUACUAAGCGAUGCACAAUCUGUAAUGUGCAUAAUUUUUAAAUUGAUGCAAUUUAUUUGUCUUGUGUUUUCUAAAUUCCUGAUGAUACAGAUUAUCCCAUCCCAUGACUAUGUUUCACAGAUCAUUUUUCAAGUUCAAGUUGCAAAUUGCUAUAUCCUAUCCACAUGAAUUUAUAAUUACUUGGGAACAAUUUUAAAAUAUGUUCUUAAUUUCUCUAGUAUUCCUGUCUCCCUUCUCUUUCUGCUGACCCAAGCAAAUAAUUAGAUCAUUUUGGAUUAUUCUGUCGAGUUGAGUUUGCUAUUUUAGUUUAAAGUUGCUAUAUUAGUUAAAAGUCACUACUAUGAAAUCUUGUGCAGUAUUGGUCAUGUUGACAUAACACUGCAGAUACUUUCAAAAUAGAUUAGCAACAUCCAUUUAAAAAAACUAUUGCCAUAGCAAUUUUCUUUCAUUUGAGGUUUAUGCAACCUUAAACUCCCAAAUUUUGUAAAGCAAAAGUAUACUUCUGAAGAAUUGACUUGUAUUGUCAAUUUACUAUACAAAAGUUGAGAAUAUUUAAAUCAUUCUGUUUAACUGGAUGAAUUGUUUAAUUUGACAUUCCCAGCAUACUUCUAAACAGAGGCCCUGUUUUAAAUCAGUUUAGAAACGAUUGUUUAAGUAUGAGGCUUCAAAAGUAAAAGUUUCUUCACGUUGCUUGAACUUGUUCUUCUGUAGCAUAAAAGAUUAUUUAAAAUACUUAGAGUGUAGGAUUAUCAUUGUUAAGGAUUUUUUUUUGUAUCUCAUUAGUGUUAACCAGUAGUUUCAUAUUUACAUGUAGCCGAGUGGAAAUCUUAACGUUUUAUUUCAAAUAAUAUUUUGGGUCGGACUGAAAUAAUCAUAUUAAUUUUGCUGAAAUUGAACUGUGUUGAUAUUCAAUUGAUAAUGAGCUUUUGAUUCCCUCUAACUGCUCUGCAGUGAAAAGUAAUAUUUUGCAUCUUUGUUACCUGUAUUUCCCACAUUGUCUGAUUAGCAAAUUGAAAUUAGUGUUAUUAGUUGUCCUUCUAUCAUAGUACAUUUGGUAUUUUGAUAGAGCUUCACUAUUUUAGGUUUGAAAAGACCUUUUAAAUGGUUGGGAGAUAGUUAAGUCUUUUUGAAGACACCUCAAUCUUUAUAUGGUGCUUGCUUUUCCCUGAGAUGAAUUGUCAAAAGAAAAGGACAGCUAGAAAAUUGCUUCCCGACUCUCAAAGGCAGUAGAGCAAACUCCUAGAGACUUGUGUGUGUUCUGCACAUUUAAUUGUCCCUACAGAUAACUUAUAGGAUAAUGGAAAUAUCCAAUCCUUUGAAAACUGAUUUGAAUGACUGAAAUUCUUUAUUUUACACUUAUGUUGGGAAUCUAUUCUGGCAUCUAACUGGAACCUUAAGUGGAUUUUUUUCAUGAUGUAUUCUCUCCAGCCAUCAUCUUUAUCAGUGUAGAUAAUCUAAAUUAAAACUUGAGUCAGGAUCUGGCUUUCAAAUAUUCAAAAUACAAAGUACAUUUAUUAUCGAUGUAUACAACCCUGAGGUUCAUCCUCUGCAGACAGCACUUCUCAGCAAAUAACUUUGUGCAUCAUUUAUAUACUGAAGGUUUAUUGGUCUACCAGCCUUUUGCUGCUCCACCUUAACUUUUGGUAUUCCUCAAGGUUCAGAAUGCACUACUAAGUGUGAGUUUUAUUUGCUAUGCAUAGUCCAUUCUGAAAAUGAGUUUUCCAUGUUGCAGAGUAUAUUUAAGAGACAUAUUGGCAAGAUUAUAAAUGUUCAGUUUCACUGUCACCAGUGUUUUUAUCCUAAAUUAUUUGAAUUGAAUUGUCCCAGUGGUUUGAUGGAAUUCAGACUUCUGUAUCAGAUUGAUGAACCUUGCUUUUGAAUUUGAGACCUUUUUAACUGCUGCUUCCAUUAUUUCUGUUACCUUUCAUAUUGCUGAAGUACAAUUGCACAUUUUUAUUAGUUGCUUUGUAGAACAAUUUAACAGCAUAACUAUCUCGUAUUGUGUACCUUUCUUAAAUAAUUAAGGUACUUGCCUUAAUUUUAUGUCUUUUAUAUUUAUUUGGACCUUGAGGAAAUAUGAUUACAAUGUGUAGAUAGAGAGGUAUAUUUGAUCUAGACUGAAACCUUGUAAAAUGUAGAAUUCUGGCCUAUUGUGUUUAUAUUGACCAGCAGUUCCCUAGAUGCUCCUCCUAGGGGGGAAAUUCCAAACAUUUAUCCAAUUCUGUUUACGACUUGUUAUUGUAUAUCAUUUUAUCACUUUUUUGACAAAAUGUGCAUCAGAUGAUAUCUUGAAAUUCCAAAAAAUAAACCUGGAAAUCUUAAGUAAAAACAAAAUACUGGAAGAUGCACAGCAGUAUGGGCCACAUCUAAUGGAGAAGCAACAAUUAAAGUUUCAGUUUGAAGAACUGGAGUUCUAAUGGAGUUGGGAAGAAAAAAAAGCUUGUGCAGUGAGGAGAGGGGAAUGCCUCAGGAUAUAAUUGUGCUGAUGGGGGCGGGGAUAAGCUGUAAAGAUAAUCUGGCAAAUGAGUGAAGAGGAACAGUUGGAGACUGAGAACAUAAAGAAAUGUAGGAGUUUCAAAAUAUGGAGCUUGAAGUCAAGGCCACCAGUUAGACCAUCUUGGUCUCAUACAUGCUAAUUUAAUUACAAAAUAUGAACUUGGCUUCAUUGGUUUUGCUGCAGUAAAUUGGGAUCAUCUGAUUACUUGCUAUUCUAGCCAAAGUUUUUCUUUAUCAAAUAUAUAACAGAUCUUUUGGUUUUUCAGUGCCUCCAGUUCAUGUGAAAAGCUAUACACAGCCAAAGGUCAAUAUAGAUAAUGCACUAUGACGUUUAAUCUUUGACUGUUAGGUGAAGACAUAGGUAAGCUUUUUAUCCAGUGAUUUUUAUUUUUUGCAUUCACCAUCUGUUUAAUACCAUAGUUUUGAAAGCCAUAGUUUAUCCAUUAGUUAUUCUGUAUAGAGUGGAUUCUAUUUAAUUAGAAUUCAUUGGGACCUCUAUAUUUUGGUCCAAUUAAACAGCUGUCUCAAUUAGCCAAAGUUUCAUGGAAAUAGUGAAAAAGGUGUACGAGGCAAAAAAAAACAAGCUGCUGUUUAACUGAGUGAUUAUUUAUAUAUUUGAAUGAAACAUAGAACAAAUUAGAACACUACUAAUACUGUAGAACUAUUAGUUCCUAAUAAUCGUUGACAAAGAAAUUCAUCCAGUGUACACUGCUGUGUUCUUUAGAUUGACAGUAAAUGAACAAGAUCAGUGCGGAUAAUGGACUGCCUUCAUACAAUACUUUACAUUGCAUUCUCUAAAUCUUUAUUUUCGUUGUAACAUGCAACACAAUUCUUCAAAUUCUUCAUUAUUCUUGACUUGUUGAAUUGUGAAACAGUUUCCUUUUUUCCACCCCGGUCCUUAACUGGCAUCUCCUAGCCUGAAUGCUUGAAACCAUGAUGAGCAAAACUUCCAAACUAUCUUGCUGCUUAUUUCUCACCAACUAUCAGUAACAAAAAUCACUGCUUUUUGAACACAAACACACAAUGACCCUAUUUUUUUUUCUUUAAAACUGUUUGUUCUAAGUAUGGGGUAGUGUCUUAACACCCACACAAGUGCACAAGAUUGAUGUUAGUUAGAAGCUAUUUGUAAGAGUCUCCUGUCCCAAUUGACUGGCAUAGUGUCCCAAAUAAAAGAUUUCCUUGAUUAUUUUUUGUUCUUUAAGAGUUGUCCUAAUUGAGCAACAGCCCUGAUUAAUCAAUGGCUCAAUUAACUGGAAUCCAAUGAAUUUUAAAGAAGUCAGCUUCUGCCUCUAUUAAAUUUAUCAUUCAAAUUAUUCCACAUAAUGGCUGAACAUAGAAAGUAUAAUUGAGUGACAUUCCGUCUACUUUCCAACAAUUUAGUGAUUAAAUCAAAUUCAAAAACUUACUGUCAUGGUUUAAGUAACUCUUUUUCUACAUAUGAGCUAAACUCAAUCUAUAAGAAUCAGUUCGACCUCUCAACUCUUGAAUGUAUGAAUUAGUGAUAAGUGAAUCAGCUUCGCUAUUACCCUUGAAUGAAAUUUUUAAUUAGAUUUAUCUUAACAUAAGCUAUUCCUACAAUUCUUUGAAUGGACUUCAGCUACACCAUUUUGUUUUAAAUGGAGUGAAGCACCUCCUGAAGGGCUAGUAGAAAUUCCAGCUCAGUAGCAAAAAGAUUUGUCCUCACAUUCUCACCCUAACCUCAUACAUGUUAACAUUUGCAAAGGUUUGUUAUCCUUUCCAUUUUGUUUUACAUUUUGUCAUUUUUAUUGACAAUUAAAUGCACUUCACUGAAGUAAUGUAUCAGUAAGCUGAAUUUAUUUCUCCAAAAUACUCAGUGGUGACAGCUGUGGGUUAUUUUGGUUUUGUUUGAAAAUAAAGCCUUCAGGUGCAAAUACUGAUUUGAUGGGAAGCUAUUGGUCCAACAAUUGCAGGUUUCUGCUUUAAUGAAUCUGAUUUUUAAGUCACUGUACUCCCUGAUCAAUUCAUGGUGCAUGUAAUGGCAUUAAGGGCGUUUACUUUCAUUUAUCAUAAAAUGUCGAUUGGUUGUUUUCUUUCUAAAGUAAUAGUGUCUUAUACAUUAAGUUUCAUACCCGAGCACCUAGAAUCUUGCAAGUUGCUGGUUGUGAUCAUUGGUUGUUGCAUCCACGAAAUCAAAGUUGCAUAUCUAUGGUUUGAUUAUUUUAAAAUACAAUUCAGACAUAAUUGCUUAAAAUCUUGCAGCAGACUCUGGCAAUUUUAUUGAUCAAGUAAAUUAAAUAAAACAUUGUCUUUUCCAAAAAAAAUGACUUUUUCAUUUA